CGUAAUUAAAAACAAAUGUAAACUUAUUCAAAAAUGGAUUCGCAAGUUUUCCUCCGCCAAAAUGAAACGUACGAAGACUUUUAUAAUCGUUGCAAUAAUUUGUCGAACUUUGAUUGUACCGAGGAAGAAAUGUUAUGGUGGAUAAUGGGAUCUCGACGGCUGCCAUUAAAAGAAAUAAUCCCCAUUAGUUUCGUGUUAGUGGUUAUUUUUUUAACUGGGGUUAUUGGUAAUGUGUGUGUGUGCGUAGUGAUUAUACGGAACCCCGGCUUGCACACGGCUACAAAUUAUUAUCUGUUUAGUUUGGCUGUAAGCGAUCUUCUUUUGUUGUUGUUCGGUCUACCCAACGAUUUAACAGUCUACUGGCACCAAUACCCAUACAGUUUGGGCCUGGUGUUCUGCAAGCUCCGAGCUUUAAUAUCAGAAGCGGCAACCUACGUGUCCGUGUUGACGAUAUCUGCGUUCACCCUGGAGCGCUAUCUCGCUAUAUGCCAUCCUUUACACCUCUACGCCAUGGCAGGACUGACCAGGGCUUCAAGGAUCAUCCUAGUACUGUGGGUGGUUGCGUUUGUCUGUGCGUCACCGUUUGCUGUUUACUCCGAUAUUAGUUAUAGGGACUAUCCGCCAAAUUCCGGCAACAUAUCCCUGGAUUCAGCGUUCUGUGCGCUGAUGGCGUCAUCACCGCUUCUAGAAUUAAGCAGUAUAUUUUUCUUUUUCGUGCCAGCCAUUCUCAUCCUAUGCUUGUAUGUUACAAUGGGAUGCCAUAUAAGGUCAACACGGGUGAAUAGAAAGAGCAAGGGUCUCCUGAACGGUCAGAUUCACGGAGAGACGCGGCAGGCGAAAUCCAGGAAAGCCAUUAUCAGAAUGUUAGUGGCCGUGGUAAUAGCGUUCUUCGUGUGUUGGACACCGUUCCACGUCCAACGCCUGUUCUACAUCUACGGGUACAGCCUACCGCAGUUCCACGUGAUCAAUGAACAUCUAUUCAACGUAGCUGGCGCGUUGUACUACGUGUCCGCGACUGUUAACCCGAUACUUUAUAAUGUUAUGAGUGCUAGGUACCGUUUAGCAUUCAAGGAGACGCUCUUUUGUCGAAAAAUAGAUCGAAGAGGUUCGAGAAACUUCGAUCACUCGAGACGUGAGACAACCAUGUCCAGUCUAACUAAAGUUCGUUCUAGUUUCUACGGCGAAUCGCGCCAAGCGAAGGUGGACUUCGUUAAAGAAAACCACCGACCUUUCUGCAUCGAAACGAAGGUAGACGAAGAAGUGAUAUUUUAUUACUCUAACGACAAUAAAUCGAUACCAAAUGGAACAGAACUGGAUCCAAUAAAACUUAAUAAUUGAACUUCUUUCGUUUCAUGUUUUUCGUAUUUCGCCUGCCGCGAAUUUGGAAGUUCCAGCGCAGUCAAUUUAUAAUUUUUAAGUAAAUGUAUAUAAAUUAUAAGUAC
Colias croceus (clouded yellow) is the source of this 1442-nucleotide messenger RNA. It is a transcript of the gene NGR-A25, whose product is annotated as neuropeptides capa receptor-like. The transcript has 7 exons. Gene Ontology annotation, biological process: neuropeptide signaling pathway. Gene Ontology annotation, molecular function: neuropeptide receptor activity. Gene Ontology annotation, cellular component: plasma membrane. Bases 34 to 1338 code for a protein of 434 amino acids. Lineage: Eukaryota; Metazoa; Arthropoda; Insecta; Lepidoptera; Pieridae. The record is from RefSeq and is a predicted model, not a curated record.